AUGUCAGAGGAGGUCACCACAGAGCAACAGAGAUGGUCUCUUUGCAAGCCACCAGAGGAAGACGAUGUCAAGCACAACACCAAAAAUAAGGAACCCAAGCCUCACAGCAGCCCUUCACAGUGUCCGAACCCAAACAGUCAAGCCAAAGAGUACAUACAGCACAGCCCACACCUUCAAUCCACAAAAAACCACUCAACAGGGCGUGGGUCAACCACAACUGACCACCUAGGCCCUAGUCGCACCUCUCAGGUGUGGAAUGAGGUGUCAAAACAGCUCCGAUUG
This is a messenger RNA of Ilex paraguariensis (yerba mate), 282 nucleotides long. The record is from the annotation of a GenBank genome assembly. NCBI's taxonomy places the organism in Eukaryota, Viridiplantae, Streptophyta, Magnoliopsida, Aquifoliales, Aquifoliaceae.